This is a messenger RNA of Dichomitus squalens LYAD-421 SS1, 2918 nucleotides long. RefSeq lists its product as uncharacterized. Gene Ontology annotation, molecular function: phosphatidylinositol-4,5-bisphosphate binding. Lineage: Eukaryota; Fungi; Basidiomycota; Agaricomycetes; Polyporales; Polyporaceae. The record is from RefSeq and is a predicted model, not a curated record. Gene Ontology annotation, biological process: TORC2 signaling. Bases 13 to 2742 code for a protein of 909 amino acids. Gene Ontology annotation, cellular component: TORC2 complex; plasma membrane; cytoplasm. The transcript is spliced from 9 exons.
GGAGCUGCUAGGAUGUCUCUCAUUAGUGACACGGACUAUCUCAUUCAUAGCCUCCGUCUCAACUAUCUCCGCAACAUAGACGACCCCUAUGGCCCUCGUCUCAUCUCUCUCGACCCCGGCUUUCACUCCAACCCCUAUAUCGAUGCUUCUGGCCUCGCGGACGUCGAGCGAUGGCCCGAGGUAGCUAUGCCUACCUCCCCCACCCCUUCCGACGACGAGUCUGCCCCAACUGUCCGUAGGCGACACUCAGGUUUCCCCGGGGCGAAUCUUAAGUACACCACAACUAUCCUUGGGCCCUCCCGGACGGGCAUGAUGGGACUGCGGGUCAAUGGCAAGCGCGCUUCGAUGCCGCGCAACUCCGUCAGGCUGUCGAUGAGGCGGGAGGCAGACGGCGUCGAUCAGGAUGGUCCCGCUGCACAGACGACGGAGACCCCGAUAACGACCGAAGUCAUCUCUGCGACGCCCAUCUCACCCACGAAGCCGGACGCACCGAGUUCACCCAUCAAGGAGCGCGGUCGAGAGAGCUCAGCUCCCUCUCCAGUGCAGACGAAUGGCGGGGGGGCAGCGACCGAAGGACAGCAGUCAGAUGCGCUAAGACCACCAGCGUUCGUUCCAAUCAUCAACUUCAAGGGCGCCGCGGAGAUGGAGAGACGGCGGAGGCAGAGGCUGCUUGCGCGGGCACACCCACCGGGAGUAGCUCCACGGGUGCCGAUGGUCGCGAUGAAUUUGAACCCGGAGGAGUCCAGCUCGUCGAGCGAGGAAGAGCCUGAGCCUGAGCCGGUGGAGAGCAGCGAUGAUGAGCUCGCGGACGAGGAGGAUGAGGACUUUGACGGGGAUGGGGAUAGUAUGGAACUCAAUGAAGACGAGUUUGACCCUGAAUUUGCGGCCAGUCGAGGACUAGGGAUGAACUCGGACAGCGCGUCUGAGAACGCGUCGGUGCUCUCUGGGAUCUCCACCUCCGCAUCCGCAUCUUCCAUGAUGGCCUCUCCGGUACCGCCGAGCACGAGCGCGCGCGUCUCACGUCUGAGCCCCGUCCGCGAAGGCAAGGAGCGCGAGCGGCCGUCCGUCUCGCCCGAGCGCGACGAGGGACAGAUCGACGCGAUGUUCGAGAUGCUCACCCCGGCCCCUAGCACGGCCGCAAACAGCCAGACACGACCUCCUCCCGGCCUGUUAGCCAUCAAGCCUGCGUCGUCCAGUGCGCGGACGCCCGAUGGCAUGUUCGAGCGGAAGGCGGUCGCCCCAGUACGUCCUGCGAAGUCCGCAUUGAGCGCGAUGCUGGCUGCGACGUCGAGUUCCUCGUCGUCGAAUCCGUUUGCGGAGCUGUAUAGCGCUGUAUCGGGGCGCGCGGAGAGCGAGAGCAUGGUCGUCCGCGUGUUCUUCCCUAUGGCGCGCGAACCUGCGAACCGGGCGCUGGAGCUGAACGUCCGCAAGGACGCGACAUUCGAGGAGGUGCUCGGGUUCGCGUUGUUCACGUAUUGGGAGGAUGGGUGGCUGCCGAAGAUUGACGAGGGGUUGAGUGGGGAGGAGGACCCGAAGUGGGCGAUCAAGUGCUCCGCAGCUGGAUGGGUGAUGCGGAUAGCAGAAGAGGAUGGGGAGGUGGACGAAGAUUUCCCUCCACCCGACCGGACUGGAAAGGUUUCGAAGUUCAACUUCGAUGCCUAUGCCGUUCUGGAAGCUACCCCAUCUCAAAUUCAGCAGAACAAGAUCCUCGAGUCGAAGAUCCAACGCAGAAUAUCCCGCGUCGUGGUGAAGAAGAAAUCGACCGGCCUCCUCAACGCGACCACCAACGCCGGAACACUUGUUCCUCCGACUGCAGAGACCCUGCUUGGAAUAAGUACUGGUUUCCAUGGAGGCUCGCUUGGCUCAUCGGUCAUAUUCCCCAGUUCGCUUGGUCCGUCCUCCAGUCACGGACCUUCGCUCUUCCUCCGUAUCCGUAUCGCCAGCGCUGCAGAUGAGCCAGGCCAUGUUUCGACGACUAUUCAAGCCUCGGGCGGGAUGUACAUGGCCGAGGUGCUGGACGCCGUGAUCCAGAAGCGCAAGCUAAACGACCCCAAGGACUACGCGCUCGUCGUCGAAGUCGGCGACGUCAAGAUGAACAUCCCGCUCGACCGUACGGUACGCAGCUUGCAGGGCAAGCGCGAGCUCAUCCUCAUGAGGAAAAAUAUGCUCCGCGAGUACGGCGUAGAGGUUCGGGAGAGGAAGGGCGCCACGACCGACCCGAAUGCGUCAAUAUUCACCACGGAUACCGCCGCUCAAGAGCAGCACAUGAGCCAAGUGCUCGACUACAUGAAUGCGUACAGGAAAUACACCGUGUACCGCAAGAUGCCAAUGCUGGUCACUCGCAGCGCUCGUAUGCUUGCCAUUGAUGGCGGUUACAUUCAUGCACGUAUCCCGUCUUCCCUCUCAUUGAUGCUCAAUCCGCUUACUGUCACGAAUAAGAUCAUCCCUACGGUGACGAAGGCAAAGCAUGUGUUCGACAGUGGCAAGACGUCCUCGUACCACCUCAAGAGUGUGGUUGCAUGCCAGCAGUCGAGCAAGAACAGCUCAACGUUCAAGCUCGUCGUGCACAGUGGUGCAGACCGGAACAAGCGGUAUGAGUUCGAGGCGGAGAGCCCCAAGCUUGCCGGAGAGAUCGUGUCGACUAUCCGCGCGCUCAAGUCGGCGAUGGAGAAGCCUGGCGGUGGAAAGGCGUCGAGACGGAAUACGCGAAUAGGGACGACGGCGAGGCCGCUAGGCGUUUGAUUGACUGUCAUCAGUGGGAAGACUGCGUCACGAUAUCCGACUUUCGUUCUUGGGUGUACUUCGGUUGUUUGUAGCAUUAUGGGACUUCGAGGAAACUUGUCUUUCAAGUGAGAGUGUAUAGGCCCGGAUGACAAUUUCCUUGAGCGUCGAUGCCCACGGUUAGUCAGACUCAGUCG